Closterium sp. NIES-65 is the source of this 3453-nucleotide messenger RNA. NCBI's taxonomy places the organism in Eukaryota, Viridiplantae, Streptophyta, Zygnematophyceae, Desmidiales, Closteriaceae. The record is from the annotation of a GenBank genome assembly.
AUGCGGCGAGCACAGGUGAUCCGCCAGAGGCUGCUGGCACAGCUGGCGGCCAAGGGCGGGACGGGGGCUGGGAAGGAGGGGCGUGGGGCGGACAGGGGAGGGGCGGGGCCUGUGAGGGACGCGAGUGGGGCUGGCAGGGGAGCAGCUAGUGCAGGGAGGGAAGGGAAUGGGGCGGGCAGAGGAGGGGAUGGGGCGGGCAGAGGAGGGUUAGGAGCAGGGAGGGAAGGGAGUGGGGCGGGCAGGGGCGGGGUUGGAGCAGGGAGAGGAGGGAGUGGGGCGGACAGUGGAGGGAUGGGGGCGGGCAGAGGGGCGGUGGCAGGUGGAGGAGGGGUUGUGGCAGGUGCCGGUGCACCACUAGGAAUGACGUCAGGUGCAGGAAGGGGAGGAGUGACGUCAGGUGGAGGAAGGGGAGGAGUGACGUCAGGCGCAGGAGGGACGGGAGAGAUGGUGGGGCGAUCGCUGGGAGCAAUAGCAGGAGAAGGAGAAGCAGCAAGGGGAGCAUCAGUGGAGAGACAGAAGGAGAUUGAGAAGCAGAGGGAGCAGCAGAAGGAGAUUGAUAAGCAGAGGGAGCAGCAGAAGGAGAUUAAUAAGCAGAGGGAGCAGCAGAAGGAGAAGGAGAAGCAGAGGGAACAGCAGAAGGAGAUUGAGAAGCAGAGGGAGCAGCAGAAAGAGCAGGAGAAGCAGAAGAAGCAGCAGAAGGAGAAGGAGAAGCAAAGGGAGCAGCAGAAGGAGCACGAGAAGCAGAGGGAGCAGCAGAAGGAGCACGAGAAGAAGGGAGGGCAGCAAACGGAGCAAGAGAAGCAAAGGGGGCAGGGGAAGAAGAGGAAGGGGCAGGAGUUGCAAGGCGCGCAGGAGAAGGAGCAGGAGGAUCAGCUGGGAGGGCAGGAGAGACAAGGCGGAGAGAAGUGUAAAGUAGUGAAACUGGGUGAAUGUGAGAGUGGGAGGAGUGUGGAAGGAGUAAGGGACAUCCCUUUUGUCACCAAGGGGGAUAAGGAGAAGGGGGCAGAGGAGAAGAGUGAAGAGGAGACGAGGCAGGGGAAGGAGACGAGAAGAGCAGGGGUGUCGGGAAGGGUAAAAGAGGAGGAGGGGCAGGGAGGGGAGAGUGGUGUUGCAGAUUUGAAACACGGGAGGAGGGUGGGUGAGAUUACGGCUGGUGACUUGGGGCAAGGGAAGAGGCGACGAGGUGCAGAGGAGGAUAGGGAGAGACGAGUGAGGGAAAGGGUGGAGGAGGAUAGGCGGAGAGAGGAGGGGGGGAGACGAGAGGAGGGGGGAAGGAGGGAGGAGGUGGGGAGGAGAGAGGAUGGGGGAAGGAGGGAGGAGAGGGGAUGGAGAGAGGAGAGAGGCAGGAGGGAGGAAGGGGGAGGGAGGGAGGAGGGUAGGAGGAGAGACGAGAGAGAAAGGAGUGAGGAGUGGCGGAGGAGGGAGGAGGGUACUAGGAGAGAGGAGGGUAGGAGGAGAGAAGAGGACGGGAUGAGGGAGGAGCAUAUGCAUGAGGGAGGAGGCAGGAGGGAGAGUGGUAAGAACGAGGAAGCAAAGGGGAAGAAGAGAGAAGAGGGUGGGAUGAGGGACGAGCACAUGCACGAGGGAGGAGGCAGGAGGGAGAGUGGUAAGAAAGAGGCGGUGAAGGGGAAGAAGGGGGGGGUGGAGGGGGGUGAGACUGAGGAAGGCACACAAGCGAGGGUGCGGGUCCGGGUGAGAGGGAGAGGAGUGUUGGAGGGAGGGGCGAGGGAGAGGAGUGUGGAUGAGUAUGAGAGCCCGCUGGUGAUGUUCAGGUGCUACCGGCACUCCUCCGUGUUCAUGGCCCGAUGGAGUGCUGUGGUGGAGUGCGGUGAGGAGGGGCAGGAGGAGGGGAAGGAGGGGCAGGAGGGGCAGGAGGAGGGGAAGGAGGGGGGGCAGGGGAGGCAGCAGGAAGGGAAGGAAGAGAAGGAAAGGAAGGAGGGGCAGGAGGGACAGAGAGUGGAUCUAGGGCAGAGUCUGCAAAGUCAACAGAGUCAACAACAGCAGCAGCAGCUGCAGCAGCCGGAGCGAGGUCCAUCACCCCAUCCGCCCCCUUCCCCACUUUCCUCUCAGGCCUUGCGAGUCCACGAGGCUUCGAUCGAUCCGCACCGUGUGAUCUGCACCGCCCAGCUGCGCGGCCAAUGCGUGGACGCCAAGUGUCGCCUGCAGCACCUGCUGCCCCACCCUGUGCGCUUUGCCCCUGUGAUCAGGGUAGUGCGGGACGAUGCUGAAAGGGUUGCUCAUAACGUGUAUGCAGAGAGUGUGGCAGGAGCAGCAGCAACAGCAGCAGCAGAAGUGGGGGGAGCAGGUGCUGAAGGAAUAGAGAGGGCGGCAGAAGCAGCAGAGAGUGUUAAACCACCAGCAGGGGCCAGCCAAGAAGCAGAUCCGUUACAAGCUGAUGCAAUACAAGGGUCUGCAUUAGAAGGAAACCACUCACUGGUGUCGCUCCUCCGAGCAUCCAUCUUAAAGCCGCAUCUUCAACCCCACCACCUUAUCCCAUUGCCUGGUAAGAAACGCCAGCUUCCCCCUUCCCCUGCCUUUCCCCCGUACCUCCUCCCAGUCCCUUUUCCAAAAGACACUUGGCUGCCCAGCAAACAUAUCACAUACACCCCAAUCUGCCCGGAAACGGCUCUCGGCGAAUCAGGGCUUGGUGGGAAGGUGCUUAAGGCCCGAAAGGCUUUAUCGGAGGUUUUGGCUUCCGCUGCAGAAGUGUCUUUUGCUUCGGCUGCUGCUGCUAGGAGCGGGGGGGGUGGGGGGAGAUGGGGGGGAGGAGGAGGGGAAGGAGCAGGAGGAGGAGCAGGAGUGGGAGUAGAAGGAGGGUGGGGAGUGGGAGGGGCAGGAGGGAGUGGGCCAAAGAGGAGUAAGGAGGGAGGGAAGGGAGAUGAGGGAGAGAAGAUCGCUAAAGGGGGGAAGAUGAGCGUGUGGGAUAGGGUGAGUGGCGCAGAGGGGAAUUUUGGAGAAACGAGGGUGAGUGGGGGUGAGAGGGAGUGUGAGGGUGUGAGCGAGGGAGUGAGAGAGGGAGUGAGGGAGGAAGAGAGGUUGCCACUGCACCUUCCUCUCUCUCUGCUCCUUUCUGGAACGGUGGAUUUCUGGGGCGGUGAAAGCUGUCCUGUGAUUGCCCAGCUCCUGGGCUUGAUCCACCUGAAUCGGAUCGACCCGUCUCUGAAGGGAAUGGGGCGGCUGCUCUAUGCUGUCUGUGCGCCGGAACCAACUGCUGCCACUUUGGAAACGGUCAUUGCCUCGCUAGCGCAUUUCCUGUACCACCAGCCAGGCAGCAGCAGCACGUGGCAUGUCUUCUUCCGCCUCUUUGCCCUCCUCCCCGCGCUGCUGCACCUGCCGUGGCUUUACUGCAUGGCGCGGCUUCGGAGGGAGGUUGAAGUCAAGGAGCAGAUGGCAGCCCUGGUGCAGUGCUGUGUGAGUGGGUGGUGUGGUGAUGGGUGGUGCAGUGCUGUGUGA